This is a messenger RNA of Dictyostelium purpureum, 1852 nucleotides long. RefSeq lists its product as uncharacterized. The record is from RefSeq and is a predicted model, not a curated record. The transcript is spliced from 3 exons. NCBI's taxonomy places the organism in Eukaryota, Evosea, Eumycetozoa, Dictyosteliales, Dictyosteliaceae. The annotation marks the transcript as partial.
AUGAGAAAUAAGGAGUUUGUGUGUUAUUUUUAUCAAUUCAUACCAAGAUUCAUAAUAAAUUGGGAAUUUAUCAAAUAUAGUGCUCAGGGAGAUUUUAAAAGUUUUAAUAGAGGGUUGUAUAGCAAUGAAAAUGAUGAUCCAUUAAUGGAUUUCAACUCUGGUAUUCAGGAAUAUUUUAUAUUGUUAUUUGGCGGGGCUUCAAUUAUAAUGAUACCAUUUAUCAAUAUUGGAAUAUUACAAAACAAUUUUUUUUCAAAAUUUUUCAAGGUUUACGAUCAAAAAACUCUUCAAAGAUCAAUAUUAAUCUCUUCAGUUUUAAAAGCAAUAUUUUUGAUGAUAUCAAUGAUAUUGGGAUUAACAAUAAAGUUUACAUUUUGUUCAAUCGAAGGAAAAUCAUGCAUUGUGGGAUCAUUGUUCUUUUCAAGUUUUAUUGGUGAUGGCUCAUCUAUAACUUCAUAUGCACUAGUUGGUUUUUAUUUAAUGUUAACAGCUUUUAUAUUAUCUCUAGUAAUAUUAUCAAUUUUAGUUUAUUCAACAUUUAAAUCAAAUAGUAGCAAUGAUAAUAAUAGUAAAAAUAAUAAUAAUGGUUCAUAUAAGCUAUUAAAAAAUGAUGAUAAUAUCGGAGAAACCAAUAGUAUAGUAUCAAUAACUGUAGGAAAUAGUAAAACCAAUAGUGUCUAUAGUAAUAAUAAUAAUAAUUAUAAUAACAAUAGUAAUAAUAAUAGUAGUAGCAAAAGUAAUAAAAAUAGUAUUGAAUAUAUCGCAAAUUUAGGUCUUGGUGAUUUUGAUGAAGAAGAGGUGGAAAUCGAACAUGAAAGAGUAUUGGCAGAAAUUGAAAAGCUUGAAAGAGAAUUAAAUAAAAAGCAAAAUAACUUGUUAGACAAAACUAAAAAAGAAGAAAACUUGGCUAUUGAAAAUGAGGCAGGUGGUGAGGGAUGCGAAACAGGUGAUCCAACAACAGAUACAAACCAUGAUACCCAAAGUACUACUAAUAGUACAAGCACAAAAUAUACAAACACUAGUAAUACAAGUAAAGAGUCGGCAAGUAAUCUUUUUAGUUCAAGUAAUAAUAGUAAUAAUACCACAACUACGACAACAACUACAUCCACAAACAACAGCGGCAAUUCAGUCACCAAAAAGGAGAGUGAAGUUAAAAAUUCAAGUGAUUCGAGGAAAAAAGAAAAGGAAAAAGAAAGAGAAAAAGAAAGGGAAAGGGAAAGAGAAAAAGAAAGGGAGAGAGAAAGAGAAAGAGAAAGAGAAAGGGAAAAAGAAAGAGAAAGAGAAAAAGAGAAACGUAAAUCAGCAAAGUCCAAAGCUAAAAAAGAAAGUAAGCCAAGACAAUAUGUAUUAAAUGAAGAAGAUUAUGAGUUAAUUGAUAGUGCAACUUUGAUGAGAAAAAAUAAAACCAAUUCAGCCUUGCAAGCAAAUGAUAAUUUAAAAAAUGUUCAAAUUAAUGACGAGCAAAAUAGUAUAGUUGGUUUCCCAAAUAAGUAUAGUAGAUACAAUAAUAUAGUAUACACUGCCAAUAAUAUGAAUAGUGAUGGCAAUAAUAAUACUCAGGGUGGUUAUAACGAUUACAAUGCCUAUAAUUUCAACCCAAAUAAUAGUGCACCAAAUCCAAUGCUUUUUAAUAAUGGUUCAAAUUUAAACUAUAACCAAUUUAACAACAAUUUUAGUAGAUAUAAUAAUAACUAUAAUCCAAAUUUACAUCAAAUGUCAAAAUUCAACAAUAUGAGAAACGAUAUUUAUACAACCAAUGGUUUCAACAAUGGAGGUUAUGAUAAUUUUAAAGUUGGGUUCAAUAAUGGAGGCUAUAACGUCACAAAUAAUUUUAAUGGAGGAGGUUUCAAUG